Molecule: messenger RNA, 507 nt
Organism: Dovyalis caffra
Lineage: Eukaryota; Viridiplantae; Streptophyta; Magnoliopsida; Malpighiales; Salicaceae
Source: the annotation of a GenBank genome assembly
AUGUGGACUCGUACUACAACGAAUGUGAUUGUGUUUUUUGAUUUAGCAGAUGAGAAGAUUGGGGAAAUGAAAGUACCAAAUUGUGUAGUUUUUAGGGACGAUAUGGACUUGACUGUUGCUGUUUUUGAUGGAUUGCUUUCGUUGGUUGCCUCAAGGAGACCCUACCAUAGUGAAGUAAGUUAUUCAAUUUGGCAAAUGAAAGAGUAUAGCGAUGCCAAAUCUUGGAUCAAACUAUUCAAUAUUGAACCUUCGGGAUACUAUGUAUACGAUUUUGUUGGGUUUAAGAAAAAUGGUGAGGUAUUUUUUGAUGUUGAUGGAGAGCUAACUUAUUACUCCAGGAACAAAAAUGGGAGUUGUAGAAUUUUGGGCACUGAAAUUUUGGGGUGCCCCGAAGAAUUUUCUUUGGACUCUUAUGUGGAGAGUCUUGUCUUAUUGAAUGUAGCAAGUUGGAUCUCAUCAACUGAGAAUCCUCCUGCAGAUAACGAAGCAAAUAGAGGUUCAAAUUAA